GUGAUAGGUACCUGGUAGUGAUGAGAGGGGCACGCCUGCACCUGCCCUUGAGAUCCAUAUGGAUCCAUAUGCCUACCUAUGCCACGGCAAUGCCAUGCACCGCGAGUCGCGACUUCCUUCCUCUCGAACUUGUACCUUCACUAUGCAAUAACUUUUUUUCACCGUCUCUCUUCACAUCGAGGGGACCUUUCAGGACUUCGCGUCUGCAACACCACUCACUCACCCUUCGACAAGGGCAACGUCACUUGGGAAUAGCUUCACAUAUCGACACCGACCCACUCAAUUGACGACAUGACGGCGCCUGCGUCCCCGUUGGCAGACGGAAUACUUUCGGAAGAUCAAUGGUUCGAAGACCUGCCCAAAAUUGGCCCCGAUGACCACUUUAUUGAUGUCGUCCGAGAACUGUCCAUGUAUGUGGGAUCCAAGGAUCUUCUGCUAUCCUGAUUCGGAGGUAAAGUACUAAUGAGCUCUAGCUUCUUCGUCGACGAAAUAACACUUCCUUACACUUUCGAACAAUUCCGCACAACUGGAGCUGGCAACAAGCUUCGAAAUUUGGUGGAUUAUUUGGUCAUCAACACCAAGAACAAAGUCAUCAUUAGUGCCUUGCUGUAUGUAUCCGCCAUGCCCUCCCCCCUCUUUUGUUGUCAUCCAAGCUAAUUCCCCUUCCAGCACUUUGAAAUGGCACUUCUCUACCUUGGAAUCCGAUGACCCCAGAAUCAACACUUCCCGGGCGAAUGCAUGCGAGAUUGUGGCUUGGAGAUUUCUCAGUCGACUUUCUGAACGGGAUGCGGUCGACUAUUGCUUGUACGAAAUACCACCUGUACUCGACUCGCAAUCAACAGUCACCUCGCUUGCAGAUAUUGCAGCUCCUUCGGAACGUACGAGUCUUUUGCCUAGAUUCCAAUCUUCUGGUAGAAACGAUGCGAUCCUCACCAGGCCAGGAAGUAGUAGACGAGGAGAGCUUGAGCAAGCAGUCCAUUCCCUGGGAUCUCUUUCACAAAAUCCAAACGGGAACAAGAAGCGGAGUAGUAAGGAUCCAACGAAAUCUUUCAUCGGUUUGACAGGCCUGGAGAUUGCAGUCGUAUCUGACUCUAAGAAAUUCUUGAGUCAGGCGCUUAUUCAGAAGAUUGUCACUGGAAUCUGGCGAGGAGACAUUCAAUUCUGGGAAAACCUCAACGAGAAUACAGUCAAGAUUCCUCAGUUCUACAGCCGAGCACGUUCGGAUAAAUAUGCGCGCCUGAGAGUACCCAAGUACAUCAAGCUUUUCGAGUUUCUCUUCUUCUCCACUUUCCUGUUUCUCUACUACACCGUGCUUAUGGAGCGAGAUAUGUAUGUCUGAUGAGCGUGAUGCACUUCAAGUUCGGAAUACUAAUGAGAUCCAGGUAUCGCAUCUACCCUUCCGAGAUCUUCUUGUACAUCUGGUUUGCCGCAUUUGCCUAUGACGAGUUCAGCGAGUUUAUAGGAGCUGGAACCAUGGUGUACUCAGUGGACAUUUGGAAUGGUUUUGACACAAUCAUCAUCUUGAUUGGUGCUGCCUUUAUGGUCACCAGUAAGUUUUCCUUGUUGCAUGGAUAGAGCGGGUUUACUGAGACGGACAGGGGCUAUCGGACUCAUCGAUCACGAUGAUGAUACUAUAAACACCGCUUUUGACAUCCUCUCAUUGGAAGCGUUGUUUAUGGUUCCAAGGUAUGUUGGAAAACUCCCAAUUCAAGCGCGCAUGCAGCUAAUACCCAUAGACUUUGCUCACUCCUGAGUCUGCUCCCAUAUUUCGCUACCAUAAUUCCUUGCUUGAAGGCAAUGAUGAAAGACUUCGUCAAAUUCAUGGUGCUUGUUGGAAUCAUUCAAGUCGGCAAGUUGGCAUUCUUAAAUUUCUGGUUACUCUUUCUAACUGACAUAGGGUUUCUUACCACAUUCUCUCUCCUAGCUAGAGAGACCUUCACGAUGCGCGAAAUGAGUUGGACCUUGACCAAAAUCUUCUUUGGCUCAAGCUCCCUGGGCUUCGAUAUCAUGCACCAGAUUGAUCCCCGGUUAGGACCGCCCCUGAUGCUCAUAUACAUUUGUAUGACAAACAUUCUGUUAAUUACUUCACUGGUUUGUGUUAUGCGAGAGAGCUUCUCCAGAAUCUUUGCGAACGCCCGAGAAGAACAUCUCUAUGUCUACUCAGUUUACGUUCUUGAAGCCUCAACCAGCAAUAGUCUUACCCACUUCUACCCGCCGUUGGUAUGUCUACCCAGAUUUUUUGGUGGUAAUUAAAGGCUAAUUUCCCAGUAGAAUCUCGUUCCUUUGUUCUUUAUUCGGCCUCUGCGUCUUUUUCUCCCUGCUCAGUCCCUCCGAAGAGCUCGGAUACUCGUCCUGAAACUCAGUCACCUUCCUAUUGUCUACUUUAUUUGGGUUUUGGAACAUCUCCCAUGGAGAAAAUACAAGUCAGGGGAAGACUUGUUUUCGUCAGAGCUGCCGGAGACAACACGUAUUCUCAUAGAAUCAAUCAAGGCCAAAGAGGCGAAGGCAAAGGCGAACCGAGGCCCGCUUUCAUACUUACAUGACCAGGAUAUUAGUAGAGUUCACUCGGAUAACAUCCAUGGUACUUCGCCUUCGCCUGGUAAAGACAACUCGAGCCCUUUGCUCUCCACCAGAGAUAGAAGCUUCAGAUCCAAGCAGCAUGUCGAGGAUCUCUCACUGGUGAAGGAGCGGGAGAAAGAGUUAGAAGAAAAGGUGGCGGAUUUGAGUGUUCAGAUCGCAAAACUGACAGCAUUGAUAAUGAAAUCGCAAGCGCAGAGCAAGUCCUGAGGUGUCUGAAGCUGUACUUUAGUUGGACUAGGAUGAGCAAAAUGACUUGAUGUAUGGUAGUUGUAUAUUUUGGUUGGAAACCGUUGUCAUUCUGCCGGGUUUUCUUUUGGCAUUUCUUUGGAUUACUGAUUGGGCAUGGGAGGCGAAUUGCGAUCACGGAGUUCAAGUUAAAAUUAGGCAUGUCAGUAGAGGAGUUGAAAUUGAUAUGAUUGUAUGAUGA
This is a messenger RNA of Hymenoscyphus albidus, 3007 nucleotides long. The record is from the annotation of a GenBank genome assembly. NCBI's taxonomy places the organism in Eukaryota, Fungi, Ascomycota, Leotiomycetes, Helotiales, Helotiaceae.